CAUGUAAAGUGUGGAGCAGCAGGAAAGCCUACUCUAAAGGCGGUGUUACAAGACAGGAAAUACUGUGGAAUUUCCUUGUUUACCGAGUUCCAAGUGGCAGGGUGGUACUCUGCCAACUGACUCAAUCAACAUGCUUCCUGGAUGAGAACCUUCCAGAUCACUAGAAGCUUGGUAUCACUAAGACUUAUCCGGUAUCGUCCUUCCAGUAUCUUACCCAAAAUUAAUGAUGGCUGAAUGGAGAUGAUGGCUGAGUGACAUUUUCUUUGGAUCCCUUCAGUUGGAUUAAAUCAGGAGCAGUCUAUUGAGUUACUGAAACAUCCUGCAAUAGGGAGUGGACUGUGUUUUGAAGAAUAUGGAACAUGAAGAUUUCUGCACUGCAGUUUAAUUUGUGCUUACUGUACUCUUGAUGCAUCCAAGGGAGUAUCAGAAUCAUGGAGGGGCUUUUGCAUUACAUCAAUCCAGCACAUGCCAUUUCACUUCUAAGCGCACUGAAUGAAGAGCGUCUAAAGGGACAGCUGUGUGAUGUUGUUCUUAUAGUAGGAGAUCAGAAAUUUCGAGCUCACAAAAACAUUCUGGCUGCCAGCAGCGAAUACUUCCAAUCUCUGUUCACGAAUAAGGAGAAUGAGUCUCAGUCAGUGUUUCAACUUGACUUUUGUGAGCCAGAUGCUUUUGAUAAUGUGUUAAACUACAUUUAUUCUUCAUCCUUGUUCAUUGAAAAAGGCAGUCUUGCAGCUGUGCAAGAACUGGGCUACAGUCUUGGAAUAUCUUUUCUUACAAACAUUGUUUCUAAGAGUCCUCAAGCUCCUUUUCCAGCUUGCCCUAUUAAGAAAAUACUGUAUCAAGAUGAAGACGAAAGUAGUUCUCAGAAAAGAAGUGUCAUUGUCUGUCAGAACAGAACUGAAGCACAAGGGAAAAGUGUAAAUCAAACACAACAUGAUUUAAGCCAUACUUCUAGACCUUCACCCUCUGUUGCUUUCAAGACUACAAGUAGACCACAAAUAACAAAACCAACUGAAAAUCUUCACAACUUACCACUGACUGAAAGGAGGUGGCUGAAAGAAAACCCUGUGAAUUAUACCAAGCUUCAUGAAACUUCUGGAACUGUGGAGGAUCAGAGCAGAGGUAGUUUAGUGAAAAGAAACACAGUACUGCCUCAAAUGCCUUUAGCAGAGAAAGAAAUUGCAAGCAGUGAACCAGGAAGCAGUGGUCUGCUUUUAAGAGGAAAGACUGGAGAGAUGUCAUUAAAAAGACCACGUCCGCCAGUGUUGUCUCUGCGUGGUGCAUCAGAAUCUACAUUUUUGUUGCAAGAGGCAGGAAAAGGAAAUGGUCAAGGUGAAGACAGGAAUUUGUUAUACUACUCAAAGUUAGGGCUAGUAAUCCCAUCUAGUGGAUCUGGUCCAGCAAACCAAAGUAUUGACAGAAGUGGGCCACUUGUAAAAAGUCUCCUUCGAAGGUCACUGUCCAUGGACAGCCAGGUUCCUAUUUACUCACCUUCUGUUGACCUAAAACCUUCACAGGUAUCAUCAUCCUCCUCACCGGGAACUAAUGAUUCCCAGAAGACAUUUAAUGUUGUAUCUCAGAAGUCAUCCUUGAAAGAGUCAUCAGAGAAGUUAGUUAUAGAUGAAAAACCACAGGUAAUACACCCGCAUCGCCUUAGAUCUUUCAGUGCCUCUCAGUCAACUGAUAGGGAGGUGGCUUCCCCUCUCACAGAGGUGCGAAUAAAAACUGAACCUAGCAGUCCACUAGAUCCUGCUGAAAUAAUAAGAGUUACAGUGAGUGAUGCUUCAACAUUAACAAAUAAAGACUUCCCUUUUAAAACUGAGGUUGAUCACAACGAACCAAGUAGACUUCCAGCAAAAAGGAGAUUUCAAGCUGACAGAAGAUUACCGUUUAAGAAACUAAAGACAGAUGAGCAGGGAUCUCCUGGAUCAGAAGAUAACUUUGAGGAAGGUUCAAGUCCUACACACCUUGAUGGUGAUUUUCCUGAUUCUGAUGUCAGUAAAGAUGAAUACAGCGAGAUGGAAGAAGCAAGACCAAAUAAAAAAUUUAAAUGCAAGCACUGCCUUAAGAUUUUCAGAUCAACAGCAGGUCUUCAUCGUCAUGUUAACAUGUACCAUAAUCCAGAGAAGCCCUAUGCUUGUGAUAUAUGCCACAAAAGAUUUCACACAAAUUUCAAAGUGUGGACACACUGCCAGACACAACAUGGAAUUGUGAAGAAUCCAUCACCAGCUUCCAGUUCGCAUGCUGUUUUGGAUGAAAAAUUCCAAAGAAAAUUGAUUGACAUAGUGAGAGAGAGAGAAAUUAAAAAAGCUCUGAUUGUUAAACUAAGACGUGGCAAGCAGGGCUUUCAGGGACAGUCUGCUUCACAAGCACAACAAGUCAUCAAAAGGAAUUUAAGAUCAAGAACCAAAGGAGCCUACAUUUGUACCUACUGUGGGAAAGCUUAUCGUUUCCUCUCACAAUUUAAACAGCACAUAAAAAUGCACCCAGGGGAGAAACCAGUUGUGGGAAAUAAGGCUCCUAAGCAGAAAGAUCAUAUUCAUAUUGAAAAUCCAGUAGAAAACAAAGAGGUUUAUCACUGCAGUCUCUGCAGUGCUAAGCUCUCUUCGCUUAUUGAACAGGGAAAUCAUGAGCGACUGUGUAGAAAUGCUACUCUCUGUCCUUACUGCAGCCUUAGAUUUUCUUCUCCAGAGCUGAAGCAUGAGCAUGAAAGCAAGUGUGAGUACAAGAAACUUACUUGUCUUGAGUGUAUGCGUACCUUUAAAUCAUCCUUUAGUAUUUGGCGUCAUCAAGUUGAAGUUCACAAUCAAAACACAAUGGCUCCGUCAGAGAACUUUUCAUUACCUAUUCGGGAUCACAAUGGAGAAAUAACUAGUUCAUCAAGAUUGCCUCCUCAGUCAGAAUCCAAUAAAAUGAACAAUUUUGUUGCUGCCAAGGAAGAUGGUGUAUUCAGUGAUUCAUCAGAACAAAUAAAUUUUGAUUCUGAAGAUUCUUCAUGCCUACCUGAAGACUUAAGUGUUUCCAAGCAGUUUAAAAUUCAGAUCAAAGAAGAGCCUACAGACGAUAUAGAGGAUGAGGUCACUGAACCAAGCAGAGAACCUAAGGAAGCAGUCUCCAACAAAGAUGCUGGUCUGUGGCCCUGUGAAAAGUGUGGGAAGAUAUUCACUCUACGCAAACAGCUGGAACGUCACCAAGAGCUCUUAUGCUCUGUGAAGCCAUUUAUUUGUCAUGUCUGUAACAAGGCCUUUCGAACGAAUUUCCGGCUGUGGAGUCACUUCCAGUCUCAUAUGUCACAGGCUGCAGAGGAGUCUACAAAUAAGGAGCCUGAGAUAUGCCCACCAGCUAAUUCCCCAUCACCACCACCCUUACCUCCACCCCCACCCCUCCCCAAAAUCCAACCUUUGGAGCCUGAUAGUCCGACAGGCUUGUCUGAAAGUUCCACUACUACUGAAAAAUUAUUUGUACCACAGGAGUCGGAUACACUCUUCUAUCAUGCUCCACCACUCUCAGCAAUCACAUUCAAAAGACAAUACAUGUGUAAACUCUGUCAUAGGACUUUCAAGACAGCUUUUAGUCUUUGGAGCCAUGAACAGACACACAAUUAGCUUUAACAGAUACCUUAAGAAGCUGGUGCAGUGGAGGCUGUGUUUAGGAUCUCAGAUGUAUGCCAUAUAAUGUAGAAACUUCAGAGGAUUAAAACAACGAUGAUGAUGAAAAAUUUGGUAUUUGUGAUGAUGCUUGGAUUUGAAGAUUAAAGUAAACUGACUUGGUUAGUAGGUAGAAAGCAGAGUAAUUUAAAAUUCUGUGGUCUGGGAUCGAAUAGUAACAGAAUAGUUUUUAUUUUCAACACUGAAAUACAAUCACAUCUGGACUGUAUGCAUGGAUCUUCAUCCUGUGAUGUUGGUGUGUGUGUGUAUUAUAUAGAAAAUUAUAUAUUAAAUGAAAGAGCAACAACAAUUUGGAUUCUAACUGUGAGUUUAUAGUAAUGAAAUACUGUAACCAACUUCAUUUUUUUAUUAAAGAAACCAACACACAAGCUCCAUAUAAAUAAUUGCCAUGUACUUGCAGUGCGGGAGGAAAUGGAUGGAGUGUCUCGCUGUAUUGACAUAGGUCUUAUAAACCUUUAGCAAUAACAAAUAAACCUCAAGUUUGAGUAAUCCUCAUGUUAUUGGAUAUGAAUGUUUGCUAUUUUAAGGGAACAUAGAAUUGUUUUGUUGAUAUAUGGAACUUGUGCAAAUUAAAAUAGGAUCUAAACUCAGCAAUAUUAUUACUAAGAUUUUAUAUAAAAAGUAGCAGCAAGCCUGCUUUCAGCCAUUUAACUAUAAGUUUCUAAGGAAAAUUGGGGGAGAGGGUACUUUGCUUUUUAUGAUGUCCCAAAGACUAAUUUACUAUAGAUACUUUGGUAGCUAAAGUCAUUGUAUUAAUAGCUAUCAUAAUGCAAAUGGUACUGUUUAUAACAUGAACUUAGAUUGAAUGGAUGUCAGACAAGUUUCAUAAUUUUGUUUCCACUAUUUGUACAACUGUUUGUAAUUCUAACUACAAAGGAAUGUAUAACUAUUAAAUAAAAAAAAUAAAAUUAAAAAAAAUUUAAAAAGAGAGCUCAUUAAGAGACAGAAGAUAAGUUGUGUUCCUACACACAGUAAUAAGCUUGGCCAUGAGUACAAAGACAUGUUUUAACAAAAACUUAAAGUGUAAAUAUUUAUAUAGAUAUCUGUAUAAAUGAAGAAGUAUGUAUUUGAAAUUUGUAUUAAGCAUACAUAUCCAGCUCAAGCAGAGGAAAACAUCACACUACAAUCACUGCAUAUUAUGAAUACAAUGCAUAGAAUAUUACUUUCUGCCGCUUUCUGUCAUUUGUGGUACUGUGUUGCAAUUUUCUGAUUUGUUGAAAAUUGUGGUAAUAAUGGGCUGCAUAUAUUUGAUGCAGUUCCAUUAUUUUACCUCUAAUCACAACUGGAGCAUUUAGUGUAAGUAGGAUCAUUGAUAUUUACCAGAAUCUAUAGUAAGGGUCCAAAAUGAUUCUGUAAGUAAAAGAAAUAUUUACCACAAAGUAGGUGGUAAACUUGAACAGUGAAAAAUUAUUCUGGUAGAAAUUAAACUUAAUGGAGUGGUGAUGGAUUAAAGUGAACACAAAUGAUGCAAACAGUAUUUAUGAUCCUGACCAACUUGACCCCAUGGGGGUUGGGAGAGCAGGGAUUGCAUUGUGUGCUACCUAGUCAGAGAUCAGUCUGUCUUCACUGAAAGCAACAGGAGUUUGACCACCAGUUUCAGGGGGAGAAGGAGUGAGGCUUUUAAUUGUAUACGUAACCAUGACAUAUUUUUCAGCAUCCCAAACUCAAAAAGAAUUGCAAGCUGACACUAAGAUUUAGCAAAAUAAAGUGCAAGUGUAACUCCUAAGGGUGGACAUUCUUAGGCACACACAGGAAUAGGUUAUUCUCAGUGAGAGCCCAAGUGUGCCACCAUUGUUUCCAACAUUAUUUCUUUCCUGUAAGUUAAGUUUAAAAGAAUGGGCUCAGAAUGAACCACUUGACUUUUUUUGAGCCAUGGAAAAAAUGCAAUGUUAGUUUCAAGCCUCUUCUGUUUCAUUUUUUAUUAAACUCUUAACAUUGUUACUAAACAUAUCAAAUAGUAAUUUUGUCAUCUUUCAGUCAGAUUGUAUCUGAAUAUGAUUAUGCUAGUUUAUUAGAAUAAACUCUUCAGUGACAUUGCAAUUGAAACAAGGUACUUGUUUAAUAGUGACAUUUCUAGUUAUUAACCUCUUUAUUUCUCCUAAUAAGACUAAAUUUCUUUCUUUCUUACCAGAAACAAUUUCAAAAUGAAAUGGUUGUUGCACUGAACCUGGUUUAACAAAUCAGAAAAACAUAAAGCUUUGCUAAGUAUCCUUUAAAUAUAUCUAAGAAAUCUGUGCAUAUAAAAUAUGAACAUUUUUAUAAAAUGGUUCCUAAGUUUUCACCAAUGAUUCCUCUACAUAACAGUCUGAGACUCUGUAGCCUUUCAAAAACAUGGUGGCAACUAGUUCAGCUAUGUCAUAGUCAUCUAACUUCCAGAUGGGAUUCUGCUAUGUGAUAUGAUGAUAAAUUCCACACACUUAAAAUCAAAAGCUUUUACAACAUCUUUGACAAAACCUUGACCUUUUUCCUACUAUAGUAUGUAUUAUAAAAAAAUCCAUACAAUAUUUUUUCUCUAAAUAGCCUCCUUCUGAGUUUUUCUUUAAUUGUUGGGGGUAAUUAACUUUGAGUUUGUUCUGUGGUUUUGUUUUUUGUGGUGUUGGUUUUGGUUUAAAUUCAGUUCCUGUUGUUUAGUAGAGGAAUUCAGGAUCUCUGAAGUUUAAAUAUGAGAUGUUUAUAUAGCAAUUCUGGUUUUCUAUUAGCUUUUAUACAGUAUCUUUAAAAACCCUUGAUAUAAGUGUUUAUUUUGGAGGAUACAGAAUAAAUAUGCAUCCACUUAUAUAACUUUUAAUAUAUGUUUUUAAAAUUAAAUUAUGGAAAAAAUGUUAGUUGCUUGUUUAUAAAUAAAGGUCUUUUGAAGAGUGUCUAGUUUGGCUGCAGCCAAAAUAAAAGGCAAAUUUAUUGAUACUAAAACAUGUUUUCAUCUUAUUUUGUAGCUGUGUACUAAAAUGACACAAAAUUAGGGGUCUUGUUAAAUAUAAAAAAGUUUUUUGCUUUAUUUCUUAAAAAUUGACAGGAAUGAGCAGAUGUUUUAAUAUAUAGAUUAGAAUCUUUACUUUUUUCCUUUUUUUAUUUUGGUAAUCUGUCAGAUGUAUCUCAGAGAACUAUCCUGCUUCAGUGGAACUACAGCGGAAACUUCCAUUGCAUUUAAGAGGUGCAGGGUUGAGCUAUGAAAUGUAUUUUCUUUGGGGACUUAUUUUCCCUUCAACACUGUGUUGGCAAAGCGUCUUAAGUCUAUGGUUAAGUCCCAUUCAGAUCAGUCUUAAUUUUUUUUAAACACGUGCUUACGUUCUUUGCUAAAUUGGGACCAUCAUCAACCAUUGAAAGUGAGCAAUGGCAGAAAAAUGCAUUAUUCUUUUUUUUUAAGUCCUAGAACCAAAAGUUAAAAUUAGUUUUCCUCUACCUAAAAACUGCAUAUACAGCUAAGGUAAAGAUCUGUAGUUUUACAAAAACAAAGAACAUGAACCAGUUUGGGGGUUUUUGUUUUGUUUGUGGUUUUUGCUUGUUGGGUUUUUUUUUUCUGAUAAGGGGGAAUGAAACACCCUGUGACAGUUAACUGAGCAGAUAACCUGCUGAAGCAGUAGGUGACACUAGAGUUUGUCUGUGUAUUUCAGAAUGGAGAUGUAGGCUUAUUGGUGAACCAAAAUACUGCUGAAAGAUGCUUCCUGCAUUUCCUGUUCAGGCAAGCCUCCCAGACACAUCCAGUACAUUUUUUGCUCUGACUUUGUUUUCCCCCAAGUAGGGCACAUGGGUUUGGUCUGAAGAUACAUGUACUCUGUUUUCGUUCCAAGCUUCCAAUAAAACCAGAAGGUCCUCACAUGGGAUGAGGACAGACUAUGCCUACUUUCUUGGCGCUAAUAGCAAGGGUGCAAAUACAUGGCAUGAGCCUGUAAUCUGGCAUGUGCCUAUACUGUUCAAUAAAAUUGUUUACAUUUUCCUACUAGAUUUAGAUAAAAAUCAAACAAGCUUAGGAUUUGGGGCUGUUAAUGAAUCAGUGUUAAAAUCUUUGUUUUUUUGUUUGUUUUUGUUGAACACAGCCUGGUAGUAUUUUUUAAUGUUAUUGGUUCUUGUUCAUUUAAAAUGACUUGUGAAAAACUGUACUAUAACUUGUACAUAAAGGGACACUAUCAAGAGAAAGGUUGUAUACAGCAAAUGUACUAAUCCAUAUUAAGAAUACUUGAUAUUAAUAAAAUCAAAGAAUUAAAAAACAUUAAUUGAGUCACAGCACUUGAGCUGCUUGGGCAUGAAAAUGCCUGUUAAGUGCAUCCUCAAUUGUUGCAAGGAUGUCUGAAAAAUGUAUCUGAAUUCUGUGGGCUGAGCUCAUUUUUCACGUUUCUUUUUCUCUCCCUAUUCCAGAAUAAAGGACUCGGUCCAUUUUUCCUUUUCCAGUUUCUCAGUGGUACACAUUACCUUCUAAAGAGACAAGCUUCCCGCUACUGCAGCAGAAACUUUAAUUAAUAUAUGAACAUAAAACCAGAACAAACUAUUUUUUGCAAUGUGACAUAUAAAGUACACAUUUUAAGGCUUAUUCUUGACAGUGUCCCUUUUUAAAAGGCAGGAAAAUGGGAUUACUUUUAGUGCUCGGGUGCAGGGGAAUAGUUUCCUACAGUCUCUAGAAACUGGAAUCCAAUGUAUUUGCUGUAGAAUUUUCCAAUUGGUUACACAAAAUCACUUGUCAUUUUAAAGGAUUAUAGCGGCAAGACAAAAGAAGCUGGUUUUAUAAUCCUGUAUACCUUACGGAAAUUGUAUAUCAGUUCAAUACACCAGUGUUGAAUUUUAAUUAAGGAUGGGUUUUUACGUUUUUUAGGACUGAGAAUUAACAGCUUAGGGUAACUUUUUCUUUGAUGUAAUGUAAAUCCAUUGCUGCUUUGUACAACUUUUUCUACUAUGUGUUUUCUUUACUUAGAUCUUGACUAGGAAAUGUUGGCAUCCAAUAAAUUUACACUUUCUUUCUUUUGAA
Molecule: messenger RNA, 8625 nt
Organism: Apus apus (common swift)
Lineage: Eukaryota; Metazoa; Chordata; Aves; Apodiformes; Apodidae
Gene: ZBTB21
Product: zinc finger and BTB domain containing 21
Exons: 5
Coding region: 432-3605 (1057 amino acids)
Biological process (GO): negative regulation of DNA-templated transcription; regulation of transcription by RNA polymerase II
Cellular component (GO): nucleus
Molecular function (GO): DNA-binding transcription factor activity, RNA polymerase II-specific; protein binding; RNA polymerase II cis-regulatory region sequence-specific DNA binding
Source: RefSeq, a predicted model, not a curated record